AUGGCACCCGGCCUCCUCACCGACGAGGCCCAGCCCAACCUCCCCCAAACUGUCCCCAAGCGCAACGAUGACGCCCCGCGCCACAUCUUCCCCGACGGCAUCCGCACCUCCGGCCAACACCCCCCCCUCUACGGUCUCCUAAAACCCUACUCCGCCUUCCCCAAACACAUCACCGGCCCCACCGUCUGGCAAGCCUCCGACCUCACCGCCAACCCCUCCCGCUGGAUCCACCCCCUCACCUCCACCGACAUCGCCGAACUCUCCCUCGCCGCCGACACCUUCCUCGCCUCAGGACACCCCCUCGAAGGCAUCUCCAAGUCCACCUUCCCUCUUCCCACCCUAUCCCGCACCCUCACCACCCUCCGCGACACCCUGCUCAACGGCCAAGGCUUCACCCUCCUCAAGAACUUCCCCGCCCAAGCCUGGGGCCCGCACAAAACGGCCGUCGCCUACCUCGGGCUGGGCACCCACCUCGGCUACCCGGUCUCGCAAAACGGCCGCGGCCACGUGCUCGGCCACGUGAAAGACGUCGGCGACGACCCGGAGCAGAUCCACGCGGUGCGCAUCUACCGCACGGCGGCGCGGCAGUUUUUCCAUGCCGAUGAUGCGGAUUUGGUGGGGUUGCUGUGCGUGCAUCGCGCGCAGGAGGGGGGGGAGAGUGAUGUGGUCAGUGUGCAUCGGGUGUGGAAUGUGCUGCAGGCGGAGUUUCCUGAGGUGGCGGAGUUGUUGACGAGGCCGGUGUGGUAUUUUGAUCGGAAGGGGGAGGUGAGUGAGGGGGAGCAGGAGUGGAUUAGGCAGCCGGUGGUGUAUUUGGAGAAUGGCGGGAAGGGGAGGGUGUAUUGUAAGUGGGAUCCGUAUUAUGUGAGGAGUUUGAAGAGGUUUGAGGAGAAGGGGGUGGUGCCGCCGCUGAGUGAGGAGCAGAAGAGGGCGUUGGAGGUGCUCGAGCAGGUGUGCCAGCGUGAGGCGCUGCAUAUGGUGCUGGAGGUGGGGGAUGUGCAGUUUGUGAGCAACGCGCAUUUGUUGCAUGCAAGGACCGCGUAUAAGGACUUUGCUCCUCCAGCACCACGACGUCACUUGCUGAGGCUGUGGCUGGCCACGCCGGAAGGCGAGGGCGGAUGGGCUCUACCCAUGCCGGACAGCCACGAGAAGAAGCGUGGAGGAGUACAGGUCAACAACACGCCGCCCAAGGCGCCUCUGGAUGCGGAGUAG
Messenger RNA from Chaetomium globosum CBS 148.51, 1209 nucleotides. RefSeq lists its product as uncharacterized. The transcript is spliced from 2 exons. Bases 1 to 1209 code for a protein of 402 amino acids. Lineage: Eukaryota; Fungi; Ascomycota; Sordariomycetes; Sordariales; Chaetomiaceae. The record is from RefSeq and is a predicted model, not a curated record. Gene Ontology annotation, molecular function: oxidoreductase activity.